AUGUCAAUCCUCACAGUCCCGAAGCUUGCAGAUGAGCUCUUCUUGCGACCCAUCGUCAUAUCGAUGAACAGUCUGGCCCUGUCAGUUUUGAUAUCUUGUGUCAUGUCCGCCAACGCAAGUAUCGACUGGAGACCAAUAACCAUCUGUGUCACGUCGGAUAUCCUUGUCAUGGGUGCUGACCACCUUAAGGAUAAAGAGGAGGAAUUCAUGUCGGAUCGCAGUACCACCAAGGACCCACGCCUCGCUUCUUGGUUUAUGUAUGCACGAACAUUCCUCACCGUCAGCGCUGUGGUUCUUGUAUUUGCACUAUCUCAGUGUCCAAUUUCGACGCUCCUCACCACGGCAACAUUCGUCACUCCUGCUUUGCUCUGGACCACUCCGAUCAGCUUCAAGAAGUUUUGGCUGAUCUCGAGGCGUUUUCUCGGGAGGUCUUCCGGAGAAAAGCACCAGACUUCCACCUCUGCACCUGUCCUGGUCAUCAAACGCAUCCCUGGCAUGAAAGCCAUCUUCAAUGGAAUCAUUCGAGGAUGUGGCAUCUAUACUGUGGUCUUCUCCGUUUUGUCAGGAUCAGGCAAUAUGACCAACAUGUUGCCGUCUCCAUGGAACGUUGUUCAACUGAUAGUCUGGUCGACCGUCAACCGCUCAUGCCAUGCAAUCAUGACUGAUGUCCGUGAUUUUGAAGAUGAUAUGAAAGCCGGGGUCCCCACUAUACCCGUCCUUCUCGGUUCGAUACUCAAAACGAAGGUCAUAUUGACGGCUUGUCAUAUGCUGGUUAUGUUGGCCUUCAUUGAGAACUCAUAUAUUAUGGGAAGCUGUCUAUUUGCUUCAGCUCUGGUGUGGAUGCUUGGCAAACACUCGCCGAAGAAGGCGUUCUUGUUUAGCUCUCAUUCGCAGUCCCUGUUCAUUAUUUGGUAUUUGUUCAAGACAAGGCAGUAUCAUUAG
Suillus bovinus is the source of this 942-nucleotide messenger RNA. RefSeq lists its product as uncharacterized. Bases 1 to 942 code for a protein of 313 amino acids. Gene Ontology annotation, molecular function: transferase activity, transferring alkyl or aryl (other than methyl) groups. The record is from RefSeq and is a predicted model, not a curated record. Gene Ontology annotation, cellular component: membrane. The transcript has 4 exons. Lineage: Eukaryota; Fungi; Basidiomycota; Agaricomycetes; Boletales; Suillaceae.